Molecule: messenger RNA, 791 nt
Organism: Spirometra erinaceieuropaei
Lineage: Eukaryota; Metazoa; Platyhelminthes; Cestoda; Diphyllobothriidea; Diphyllobothriidae
Source: the annotation of a GenBank genome assembly
AUGUCCUAUCGCGUUCACCAUCCCCUGAGGAAGACGAGGACGAAGAAGAAGAAGAAGAAGAAGAAGAAGAAGAAGAAGAAGAAGAAGAAGAAGAAGAAGAAGAAGAAGAAGAGUGAGCUAGUUCAUGGACCAAAUCGUAUUUGUGCUGCCGUUUCGGAAACUUUCUCGUUUCUAUCGGUAGAGUAAUGUGCCUGCAGCUCCUGUUGAUGGUUAAUUGUCCAGCCUUGCUGCUUGCUUUAUAUUAUAGCCGAGCCGGAUGCACGAACUCUGAGCUGCCUAUUUGCUGCUGACUGGCUUUGACCUCCCCGAGGCUGGCCGCUGGCUAGGCUCACAGGUCCUUUUUCCCCCUUGGUGAUUGCGUAGCCAAGUCAGCGUGCCUGUUGCCUUCCCCCACGUCAGUCGGCAGACCGAUCAGUCGUUGCUGUUCAUGUGAGUCGCUUUCAGCCUCGCAGGCACAUCGGGGAGACAGUGUUCGACGUUGGGCGCCUGACCCCUGAUCGUCACUUCCCUUCUUUUCGGUUAGCGUCGACCCUUAGUUCCGCGUGCUCGCCUGUCUUAGUGGUCCUAUCCGAACUGACCCGAGCCUUGUACGUAACGCCUGGUAGGCGGGAUGCAGGUCCAUAGCUCGGUUGAUUGUGCCAGUCGAGGGUCAACUUUCGGGCACCAGUCUGGCCAUCUUCUCAUUGGCUCGACUGAUUACCCUUGCCCCAAAGGAGACAAAGGCCAUGAGAGCCCGGCCAGCGAUCAGCCUCGGAGAGGUCAAAGCCAAUCAGCAUCAAGCACGGCCAUAA